Messenger RNA from Arxiozyma heterogenica, 1560 nucleotides. It is a transcript of the gene PPT1, whose product is annotated as protein serine/threonine phosphatase. The transcript has a single exon. The coding region runs from base 1 to 1560 and encodes 519 amino acids. The record is from RefSeq and is a predicted model, not a curated record. Gene Ontology annotation, molecular function: protein binding; hydrolase activity. NCBI's taxonomy places the organism in Eukaryota, Fungi, Ascomycota, Saccharomycetes, Saccharomycetales, Saccharomycetaceae.
AUGACUGACCCAACUACAGCUGAUAAGGAAGCUGCGUUAAAGUUUAAAGAUGAAGGAAAUGUAUUUAUAAAGCAACAAAAUUUUCCUAAAGCCAUUGAAUUAUAUUCUAAAGCCAUCGAUUUGGAUCCAACAAUAUCCAUUUUUUACUCAAAUAGGGCAUUAGCCCAUAUUAAGAUGGAUAAUUUUCAAAGUGCAUUCAAUGAUUGUAACUCGGCUAUUAACUUGGAUAAGAAUAAUAUUAAGGCUUAUCAUAGAAGGGGUAUGUCUGAAGUUGGUUUACUAGAGUUUAGAAAGGCUAGAGCAGAUUUCAACAUUGUGCUAAAUGUUAAACCUAAUGAUGCUACUGCAAAGAGAGGACUGGCUAUGUGUGAAAGGUUUAUUAGAGAAGAAAGAUUUAAAAAGGCUAUCGGUGGUGGCGAUUCAGGAAAGGUUAAUUUUUGUAAGACAAUUGAUUUAAGCUCAUUUGAUGCCAAUUCAGAUUUAAUUAAAUAUGAUGGUAUGAAAUUAGAGUUUGAAGAAUUGAAAAAUGAAAAGAAUGAGAAUGAUGGGAUUCAAAUUAAGAAUAUGUCACAAGACUUUGUUUCAUUUAUGAUCAAUGGUUUGUUUUUAAAGGGGAAACAAUUACCUAAGAAAUAUGUGGCUGCUAUUAUAUCACAUGCAGAAAGAUUAUUUCGUAAAGAACCUACUUUAGUAGAAAUUUCAAAUAAAGAUAAAGAUGAAAGACAAUUAGGAGUGGAUGAUGUUAAAAUUUCUGUUUGUGGUGAUACACAUGGUCAAUUUUAUGAUGUUUUAAACAUUUUCCAAAAAUUCGGUAAAGUUUCUCCCCAACACACUUACCUUUUUAAUGGUGAUUUUGUAGAUCGUGGUUCGUGGUCAUGUGAGGUGGCUAUAUUAUUUUAUUGUUUGAAGAUUUUAUAUCCAAAGAACUUUUAUCUGAAUAGAGGUAACCAUGAGACUGAUAAUAUGAACAAAAUGUACGGCUUUGAGGAUGAAUGUAAGUAUAAAUAUUCUCAAAGAAUAUUUGACAUGUUUUCUGAGAGUUUCGAAAGCUUGCCUCUUGCUACCUUAAUAAAUGACGAUUACUUGGUAAUGCAUGGAGGUUUACCAAAGGAUACAGAAUCCACACUUGAUGAUAUUAGAUCUAUUGAUCGAUUCAAACAACCACCAAGGGAAGGUUUGUUCAUGGACUUACUUUGGGCUGAUCCACAAGUGGCUAAAGGGUUUGGUCCAUCUCAACGUGGUUUAGGAUAUUCUUUUGGUCCAGAUAUUACAGUCCAAUAUUUAGAGAGGAAUAAUUUAAAGAAAGUUUUCAGAUCCCACGAAGUGAGAAUGAAUGGUGUAGAAUUCGAACACGAUAAGAAAUUAAUAACUGUGUUUAGUGCACCAAACUAUUGUGAUUCUCAAGGUAACAAAGGUGCUAUUAUUCAUGUGGUGCCAGGCAAAGGUAAAGUUGGUGUUAAUGAAAAUGAUGAUGAAGAUUUAUGUGUCGAACUGUUUGAACAUGUAACACAUCCAGAUGUAAAACCGAUGGCUUAUUCUAAUGGUGGGUUAGGAUUUUAG